AUGGGUUGCAUCAUUUCUUCUCGGAAAAAGAAACCGGCAACAAAAGGGUCAUCGGAAACAGUAAUAGCUAACGAUGAUCAAUCCCAAAAGGCUUCAGAGUUGUUGAAGAUGAGUGAUCAAUUAGGUCCCAAAGAGCUCAAGAGAGAAGAAAGUGUUCUUGUUGUUGAUUCUCAUCCUCGCUCAUCGGAAUUAGCUGCCUCCGGUUGGCCACCGUGGCUUAUCUCCGUCGCUGGUGAAGCCCUUGUCGGUUUGAUUCCUGGCCGUGAAUGCCACUUCCAGAAGCAAGAACAAAUUGGGGGAGGAACAUUCAGUAAGGUGUUUAAAGCCAGAGAUCUUCUCCGUAACAAGACCGUAGCUUUGAAGAGAAUCCGGUUCGAUCUCAACGACUCAGAAAGCAUCAAGUUAAUAGCCAGAGAGAUCAUAAUCCUGCGCAAGUUAGAUCAUCCCAAUGUCAUCAAAUUAGAAGGCUUGAUGCUAAUAGACCGCGAUUCCUCUAGCCUCUACAUGAUCUUUGAGUACAUGGAACAUGACCUAUUAGGACUCUCUUCGUUACUCGGUGCCAACUUCUCAGAACCUGAGGUUAAAUGCUACAUGAUGCAACUCUUAAGAGGGCUUGAUCAUUGUCACACUAAUCAUGUACUUCAUCGGGAUAUAAAAAGCUCGAAUCUUCUGAUCAACGGUAAUGGAGUUCUCAAGAUUGCGGAUUUUGGGUUAUCAACGUUCUUCGAUCCUCAUAACAGUGUUCCAUUGACUACCCAUGUUGUAACUCUAUGGUAUCGACCUCCUGAGCUCUUGCUUGGAGCCUCUCAUUACGGUGUUGGGAUCGACUUGUGGAGCACAGGCUGCGUAAUUGGUGAACUAUACGCAGGAAAGCCUAUUCUUCCUGGAAAAAACGAGACAGAACAACUGCACAAGAUAUUCAAGUUGUGCGGAUCGCCUAAAGAUGAUUACUGGACAAAACUAAAGCUACAACUUCCAAUUCCAUUGAGACCAAUGUUUCCAUAUGGAUCACAUAUAGCAGAGACAUUCAAAGAGUUUCCAGCUCCUGUUAUUUCGCUUCUAGAGACUUUGCUCUCAAUAGAUCCAGAUUUUCGAGGCACUGCAGCUACUGCUCUCAAGAGCGAGUACUUUAAAACUGAGCCGUUGGCUUGUGAUCCAUCUUAUCUGCCGAAAUACCCUCCCAGCAAGGAAAUCAACAUUAUAAUGCGCGAUGAAACUAGAAAACAAGCUUCUCAAAUCAGAAGAACAGACGAACCUCAAGCUGUCCAGCCAAUUGUAGCAGAUUCUUCUCUCACAAGACCGGUGCAGGAUCAUUCUGCUAGACAAAUGCUAACAGCUAAGGACAUGAUAACCAAUGGUGAAACUGGAGAGGAAGGCUCUUACACAGAUCCGUCUAGACAAAACCAGAAUCUAGGUGGAUCGAUGAAUAUGGAGGAACACAUACCUUGGCCGAUGAGUCCAUCUAAAAUUAACCCAACAGAAAUUCUUCCUAACGUUAACGAAAACGGGACAUCUUCGUCAGGAAGAGUAGGAAUCAGGCACACUCUGGUUGAUGUUUAA
Messenger RNA from Arabis nemorensis, 1560 nucleotides. Lineage: Eukaryota; Viridiplantae; Streptophyta; Magnoliopsida; Brassicales; Brassicaceae. The record is from the annotation of a GenBank genome assembly.